GCUAUUUCCCAAAACUUCCCGUUCUCCUAGCUUAGUCCCAUAAUUCCUUAAAAAGGUCUUAGCUCAUCCUAACUAAUUAAAUAAUCUCUUGCAUAAAUCUCCUAAAAAUUCUCAUGAACUUCCCAAAAGAAAUCCAUUACCCCUCAAACUACAAAUUCUGACUUCUAAUAACUUAAAACAUAAACCAAAAUCAUUAACUAUAAUUUACACCUUCAUUAACCCCUCCUUCUUAUUUACUAUAACAAAACUAAUUUUCGAGCCUAUGCCACAAAUGCCUAAAAUUCUGGUAUCCAAUUUAUAACGUAGAAGAUAUACUCUAGUUUCACCUAAAAUAAAAAAAAAUGUAAUAGAAAUAUUCUUACAACACUUUAAUAAUUUAAAACCGACACCAUCUAAAUUUUUAUAAGUAGCGAGUCCGCUCUAACAAUUACCAAAUAAUUUAUGAACAAACAUACGUGUAUAUUGCUUAUACUAAAAUUAUCAAAUCUAGUAAAAACAUUCGCAUACUAUUUAACUGAAAUAGUCUUCCCACCAAUUUAUUUUUAUAAUUAGGACAACAGCUCCAAAAAUUCUUGAAUUAAUAUCCAAACACCCUAUUGAUUUGUUCUUAUUUAUAAAAUUAUCCUACCAUGAAAAUGAAAUUACCCCUAAGUCCUUAUACUUUUCGAACAGACAGUAAUGGUACCUGAACUAUCUGAUUCACGUCUCAAACUUUAGAGACUCGUAUCUUCCUCGUCCGACGUUGAAACUCGAUUCCGUCGAAACCGGGGUGCUACUGAGAUUUCCCCCUUCACGAUGAUACCAAGGUUUCGAUGCUUGGUGGUGAUUGACUACGCCGGGACCGCCAUCGAAGCUCUACCGUUCCAUAUGGAGAACGCUUUUGGUCGAUGACGACGUUGGCGUUGGCCUUCCGGGACGGAGUACUGGUUGGCGCUGCUACUGCUCGUUUGCUCUCGCAAGCAGGCUUGGUUGCACGAAGCUUCUCUUGCGGUGGAAUGGUGAUGACAACGAUGGAGGAUCUUUAUUCCUUCUUUCUUUCUAUUUCCCUCUCCUUCGGUUCUCUUUGCCUACUGCAAUUUACGGUGGAGGAGGGUUUAAUGUAGUAACGGCUUGGUGGGGGGGGGGGUUAAAGUAGGCGGUGGUGAUAAUAAUGAUUAUAGCUUGCCAUGGGAGAGAAAACGUGCAGUGAGUGAUGAGUGAUAAUUAUUUUUUUUUUAUGAUAAUAAUAAUAAUUAUUAUUAUUACUAUUAUCUCUAAUCUAAGGUCGAACCCUUCGUACGUAAUCGUCAAUCAAAAUGUUCGGUCGAACCUAGACUUCAAAUGUCGGGAUGUUACAGAUUAUCUCACAAGCAGCUCGUUCUUGGAAGCCAAUCAACGAAGUAGAAGUAGGGGCAAUUGCUCUUCGAAGCGGAAGAGAGGCCAAAGAGUUACCCCCAAAGAAGAAGCUGCUCGCAGCAGAGGAGCAACAAGUCGUCGAUAGCUUCCCCGCAUAGCAGGAGGCCAUAAGUGAAAAGGAAAAAGAGAAUGCCAAUCCGACCCCUCAACCGGAGUGAGAGAAGGAAAAAGCAACCCCAACUCUCCCCUAUCCUUCUCGACUUCGCAAUGACCGCAUGGCAUAAAGUUUAUGGAGUUGAUGAACCAGUUGCAUUUGAACAUCCCCUUCAUGGAGGCCGUUACCCAAAUGCCCAAGUACGCCAAAUACUUGAAGGACCUCCUCACCAACAAGAAAAAGCUAGAGGGGGUAGCAAUGGUGAGCUUGAAUGAGGAAUGCUCCGCCGUCUUGCAGAACCAAUUGCAUGCGAAGCGAAAAGAUCCAUGGAGUUUCACUAUCCCUUGCUUUAUUGGUAACAUGUGCAUAAGAAAAUCCUUGGCGGAUCUAGGAGCUAGUAUAAAUGUGAUGUCCUAUAAGCUGUUUCAAAAGCUAGAACUAGGAGAACUUAGAUCCACUAUGAUGAACAUUCAAUUGGCGGAUAGGUGUAUAGUACGGCCUAAAGGUGUUCUGGAGGACUUACUCAUUAAGGUAGGACCUAUCAUUUAUCCUGUCGACUUCGUCAUCUUAGACAUUGAUGAGAAUGUUAAGGUCCCCCUCAUCUUGGGUAGGCCUUUAUUAGCCACCGCCAAGGCUUUGAUUAAUGUGCAUGGGGAAAAGUUGGUGCUUAGGGCAGGGGAGGAAGAGGUUACAUUCUCUGUUGAUGAUAGCAUGCAGUUGUCUGGUUUCCAUGAUGAUUUUGAUUAUUGCGAAGAGGUUUUUGACUUCAUGGAGGCACUCGCAUCAGCGGGUGCCCUUACUUCUGACCUUUUUGAGGAGUGUUGUUUGGUAGGAACGGACAUCACGGACUCCCUGGAGAAUGGAAGCCAACCCCCACAAGAUCAAGAAGUGGAGGCCCUACCCUCAAUGCCUAAAAUCUCUACCUCUUUGAAGGAACCCCCUGAGUUGGAGUUGAAGCCUCUGCCUCCUCACAUCGAAUACGCCUUUUUGAGGGAUGAUGGAAAGCUUCACGUCAUCAUCAACGCCAAUCUUACAAUGGAGCAGAAGGCGAAAUUAAUUGGGGUCCUAAGACGUCAUGAGAGGGCGAUAGCAUGGAAGAUCACAGAUAUCCGGAAAUUGGGCCGAACAUUUGUUCACACAAGAUCCAUCUGGAGGAGGGUGCCAAACCGGUUCGGCAACUGCAAAGGUGAGUGAAUCCUAAUCUGGAAGAAGUGGUGAAAGCAGAAGUGAUUAAGCUAUUGGAUGUCGAGAUUAUCUACCCUAUCUCGGAUAGCCAAUGGGUAGAGGGUGUGCAUCGACUAUCGAAGAUUGAACGAUGCCGCUCGUAAAUAUCACUUUUCUUUGCCUUUCAUCGAUCAAAUCCAGGAGAGGCUUGCUGGACACGAUUACUACUGCUUCCUAGAUGGAUGUCAGGAUACUUCCAGAUUCCAAUCGUCCCAGAAGAUCAUGCCAUCAUGCCAAGACAACAUUCACAUGCCUCUUCAGAACAUUCCAUUGAACGUAAUUCUCGUAUUAUAAUUUUGUUAAUAAAACUUCAUUUAGAUUAUUAUGAGGUUAGGACAAUAAAUGCAAAGAUUUUAGUUAUUAGGAAGUAUUUUGACGUAUUAGAAAUGAAACAAGAGAAACUUAAUCCACAUUCAGCUUUUCAUAUUAAGGAUUUUAAAUGAAUACAACUAAACAAGAUGAUUAUAUUUAUGCAUGAUAGACCAGCAACCCAACUGGCUAAAAUGCUAGUCGUAUAGCUCGUCCGUUCCUCAAGAACUAGGGUUUGAAACCCUGUCACCGCCAUUUUUGGAUUUCUCGUUUUAUUUCAGAGAAAGAGGAAGGGUAGUUUCGUAAAUACUCAAAAAUACGGUGGCAAGGGGCUGUAAAUGCGACCUAACCCUAGGGGCAAUUUAGUCAUUUAAAAAGUCAUGGUAUAUAACUCUCUUAAACAAAACCCUAAUUGACUCUAAGCGGCUAGCCGCUGUUCUGUUCUUCCCCUCUCUCAAUUUCUCUCGAUCCUUCCCCUCUGUGCGGUCUUUCGGAAGACGAGACCCUAAGUCAAAGCCUUAAACAAAACAAACAGCAAACUCUAUUCCUCCUCUCUACUGUCCGUCGGAACCGCUCUUCUCUCUCGUCGCCGGUCAAGGAAUCUGACCACGAUGAACCUAAAUCAGAGACUUCCUCUCUAGAUGUAAGUAAAAUCGACAUGCAUGUUUCCUUUCUUUGCUUUUUGGUUUUUAAUAGGAUUUUAACCUUCCUUUUUCUGUUUGAAGCGAUGGUUUCUGAGUUUUGGUUUUGGUGACAAGGAGAACAGGUAUUCUGGUCUCGGAGGAAGGACGGGGUCACCGGUAAUGGGGUGUUCAUCUCGUCGGUGAUGACGAUCGACAACCAGACAAAUAGGAACAAGGAGAUCCGCAUAAGAUUGGCUUUGCCUGUGGAAUUUUAUUCGAUUUUUUUUUUGUGAAGAUGUGAAUUUCUGAUUUUCUCUGGGUUUCGGUAUUGAGCGAGGGGGAAGAAGAAAAAAAGGUCACUGGAGGAGAAAGCAAACUUGCCGUCAACGAGCAUCCCAGCGAGAAGAGAAGACAAGUGGGGGUUUUGUUCUAUAAUUUUUUUUUAUUUCGAUCUGGGUCGGAUCUGACCUCUACCCUUGUUUUGAAGCAGGUUAUGAAAAUGGACGAAUUUAGGUGAGGUUCCCAUAACCUCGGUUUAGUAUGGUUAUGAGUUUUAACCUCAAAACUAGAGUAUUUGUAGUGGAUUUGAAAUGGUUGGUGGAUCUGGAUUUUUAGGAAAUAUGAUUGUGUGUAUAUUUUGAUUGAUUCUGAAAGGGUGGUUUGUCUCUGGAAUUGGUUUUGAUUCUUAUUAUGCUAUCAAUCGUUUAAAGAAAACCAAAUCGGUUUGGAAUGGUAAGUUAGUCUCUAGUGAUCAGCGCUACUGCUUCUGAUCUAAUUAACAACAAAAAUCAAGAUUUUCACUAUUUUUAUAUAAUGUAACCAUUGGUAUUUUUAGUUGAACUACGGUGAUUUCUUUGAGAUCUAGAGUUUAGAGGGAGAAAUAAAUAUAGAAAUAUUAUAAUCGUGUUUAUUACAAAUAAACCACUGAUUUCUCUGUUAAAUAAGAAAAGUAUGUUCUAAAC
This is a messenger RNA of Linum trigynum, 4607 nucleotides long. Lineage: Eukaryota; Viridiplantae; Streptophyta; Magnoliopsida; Malpighiales; Linaceae. The record is from the annotation of a GenBank genome assembly.